Molecule: messenger RNA, 1907 nt
Organism: Mercurialis annua (annual mercury)
Lineage: Eukaryota; Viridiplantae; Streptophyta; Magnoliopsida; Malpighiales; Euphorbiaceae
Product: cyclin-T1-3-like
Exons: 7
Coding region: 259-1491 (410 amino acids)
Biological process (GO): regulation of transcription by RNA polymerase II; positive regulation of DNA-templated transcription, elongation
Cellular component (GO): nucleus; cyclin/CDK positive transcription elongation factor complex
Molecular function (GO): cyclin-dependent protein serine/threonine kinase activator activity
Source: RefSeq, a predicted model, not a curated record
AUAGUCGACGACGUCACCGACUUUAAACAAAUUAGGAAAAGGAAAGAAACUCCGAAAUAAACAUUAACUUCGGAGGCAAGGCAUCGUUCUGCUUGCAGGCCUGCACAAAUCUUUUUAUGACAUUACUCUUCCAUCUUCAAUUUUCUGAAAAUCAGUGCCUUAGAUAUUAAUAACAAAGCAGCAUCAAAGCUUGUUCCGCCAUUAAACUCCAAAUAAAUUGUUUGCCUCUCUCAAGUGAAGUUGAGAACAGUAAUACAUAUGUUAGGGACUCCACCGCAACAGGGUAUCGGGGCAAGCACAGACUUGUUAGAAAAGCCUCAGCUUCAUACUCACAGAUGGCAUUUCAGUAAAUAUGAAAUUGAACAUUGUUCCCCUUCUAGAAAGGAUGGAAUUAACUUUGAGAAGGAGUCUCAGUUACGGAAGUUGUACUGCUCUUUCAUUCAAGAUCUUGGCAAAAAGCUUAAAAUACCUCAGGUGACAAUAGCAUGUGCAUUGAUGGUAUGCCACCAGUUUUACAUGCGACAAUCUCACGCGAAGAAUGAUUGGCAGACAAUUGCAACAGCAAGUACAUUUCUUGCUUGCAAACUUGAAGACACCCCGCGCUUGCUGGGGGAUGUGGUUGUUGUUGCAUAUGAGAUGAUAUACAAAUGGGAUUCUUCUGCACCAAACAGAAUCCGAAGAAAGGAUUUCUGUGACAAGCAGAAGGAAUUGAUCAUAAGUGGGGAGAGGUUAUUAUUGGUAACAAUUGCUUUUAGUAUUGAUAUCAAACUCCCAUACAGGCCACUUGUUGACGCUUUAAAAAAACUGAAGAUAUAUCCAGCUCUUGCAAAAGUUGCAUGGAAUUUCGUAAAUGAUUGGCUUUGUACCACACUGUGCUUACAGUACAAGCCCCAUUAUAUUGCAGCCGGUUCUCUGUUCCUUGCUGCUAAACUCCAAAAAGUGAAGCUGCCUACAAGUAAGGGAAAUGUUUGGUGGAUGGAGUUUGAUAUUUCGCCUAAACAAUUAGAGGAGGUUAUCCAAGAGAUGGUCCGGCUGUUGGAGCAAGACAGAAAGGGAGAUUUGCCUACAGUCUCAGUUGGAAAGGCGAUCACGAGUAGCUCACAAUCAACAAUUACAAGUGCAUCACUUGCUAGUUCACAUUCUAAUGAUAUAGACGUCGUAGAAUCUCAGGUAUUGGGUGAGACUCAAAGCCAAACAAGCUGUAGUGUUGCCAUCGUCAUUACUGAGGAUGACGAUGGUGAGAGUCGGCCAGGAAAAAGGAAAUUUAAUUUGAGUUCAAGCUGUGAGAAUGUACAUGCUACUGGCUUCUAUAGUAAGAUUGACGCUAACCAAAUAAGGGAGAGAUUGAAGAGGAGGAGAGUUGAUGGAACAACAAAAAACAAAUCUGAUGAAACCGCAAAUGCCGAUAUAGACGGUGAAGCAUGGAUAGAACGAGAGCUGGAGAAUGGAAUAGAAUUGGAAGAGAAGAAAAAGGAAGAUAUGAUAAUAUGAUGCUACUAACUAGAAUUCUUCAUCUCACAUCUUAAAUUUCUUGACAAAAGUUCAGAGCAGAAUUUUGUUUAACAUUGUUUUCCCAGAUUAAUGGGUAUAUAGAAGCAGAGUAGCAGUUCUAUGUGCAGUGAGUUUGGGUUAGAUGGGGCACGUAGAGCAAUUUGAUGAGUAAAUUUGUGCUAAUAUUUAUUGGAACAGAAUAAAGCUUUUAUUUUGAGGUAAACCUCUACUGAGUGAUUUCUGAAAAACUAUAGUAGUCCCAUUUUUUCCAUGUUUCUUUGUUUAUGGUCUUGGUAUUUUAUACGUUCAGCUGUAUUAUAGACUAUUUAUAGUAGAUUUAAGGAGGAAAGGGAAUGAUUAUGGCAUCAAUUGAAGAUGUAAAUUUUUCGAAGGUUCAAUAAAAGAUUAUUAUGUAA